Molecule: messenger RNA, 9892 nt
Organism: Sceloporus undulatus (fence lizard)
Lineage: Eukaryota; Metazoa; Chordata; Lepidosauria; Squamata; Phrynosomatidae
Gene: BACH2
Product: BTB domain and CNC homolog 2
Exons: 6
Coding region: 426-2885 (819 amino acids)
Biological process (GO): regulation of transcription by RNA polymerase II
Molecular function (GO): DNA-binding transcription factor activity, RNA polymerase II-specific; protein binding; RNA polymerase II cis-regulatory region sequence-specific DNA binding
Source: RefSeq, a predicted model, not a curated record
GAGGGAGGAGCAAAGCACAGAGAGAGAGAGAGAGAGAGGUGUGUGUUUGUGUGUGCUGUUGUGCGUGUGUCUGUGUGUGUGGAGUGGGGGGGCUGCCUCCCAGUGGGUCCCUUUUAAUUGCCUUGAAGCUUCCGUCCCGAGGCAGUCGGGGGGUGUGUGUGUGAAAAGGGGCGACUGGCCCAGAGAGAGAUUGAGGGAGCCCGCUUCCCCGGGGAUGGAGCUUGGGAGCAAGAAGAGGAGGAGGAGCCCAGCAGCAUAGUUGCCACCAGCAAAGCUGAGCUGCCAUAAGCCUGCCCUGUGAAUCUUCAGGCGUUCAUAUCUUAAUGGAUUGCUGUAACCUAUUAAUUUUGCCAUUCAUCCAUUUCCUUGUUUCGUGAGAAUAUUAGCCAGCACAGAUCCUGGGAAAGUUACAUGGUGUGAACGGAAUGUCUGUGGAUGAGAAGACUGAAUCCCCCAUGUAUGUGUAUGAGUCAACAGUCCAUUGUACCAAUAUCCUCCUGUGCCUCAAUGACCAGCGGAAGCAGGAUAUUCUCUGUGAUGUGACUUUGCUUGUGGAGGGGAAAGAGUUCCGAGCCCACCGGGCUGUGCUGGCUGCAUGCAGCGAAUACUUCUUGCAAGUGUUGGUUGGACAGACGGAAAAUGACCUGGUUGUCAGCCUGCCAGAGGAGGUCACUGCCAGGGGAUUUGGUCCAUUGUUACAGUUUGCCUACACUGCUAAGUUGUUACUCAGCAGAGAAAACAUACAAGAGGUCAUCCACUGUGCAGAAUUCCUGCGCAUGCACAACCUGGAGGAUUCCUGCUUCAGUUUUCUUCAGACGCAACUAUUGAACAAUGAAGAUGGCCUGUUCCUGUGCAAGAAGGAUAGCACCUGUCAGCGGAUGCAUGAAGAUGAGAACUCUGAAGGAGAAGAGGAAGAGACGAUGGAGUCAGAGACUUCCAAAAUAUCUUGUCCAAGAGAGAGGAUGCACCCAGAGCCCUUUAACUUUGAAGCUGCCACUUUGGGAGCUGAGAAGGAGGAGGGGAUGCUGCCCAACUCUGACAUAUUGAAUGAUGGCAAGGACAGUCCAGAUAAAGAAACAGUAACACGGUACCCCAGAUAUAAGAAAUACCAGCUGGCUUGUACCAAGAAUGUCUACAACACAUCACACAUUAGUACCUCAGGUUUCGCAAGCACAUUCAGUGAAGAAAGUUCUGGUGAUGGCCUCAAACCAGAGCUUGCAGUAGGGCAAAUUAAAAGUGAGCCUAGAAGUGACGAGAAUGAUGAAGAGAACAUCACGCUUUGCCUCUCUGGAGAUGAGCCUGACAUCAGGGAUAAGGAGGAGGAUGUUGAAAUGGACCGAAAACAGCAAAGUCCCAUGGGCCCAGACAGGUCCAAAAGUGGUUCCUCUGCUUCUUGCCUAAGGUCUUUCUUCAACCGAACAAAAAACAUAGACUUAAUUGGCUUCCCCAGUACUUCCCAGCAGCACUUUGCCAGGAGUCCAGCAUGCCCUUUCGACAAGGGGACAACUCAGGGUGACCACAAAACUGAUUAUGUCAAUUUUGGAGGGAACUACGGACUCUCCCAAGCUGUUCAGAAGGAUGCUUCCAAUUUUGCAGUGGAAUCGCCUCUCAGGGGUCCUGGCUUUGUUGAAGGUCUUUGUAAGCAGGAGGGUGAGGUGGACAGGAGGAGUGUUAUUUUUUCUUCAAAUGUUUGUGACCAAGUAAAUACUUCGGUGCAUUCAUAUUCUGGCAUGAGCAGCUUAGACAAAGAUCUCAGUGAGACUGUGCCAAAAGGUCUGUGGGCUGGAAGUAGCCAAUCUCUCCCCAGCUGCCAGACCUAUUCUCACAUUGGACAGGCAGCUGAUCACCUCCCAGGCCGGAUGCGGCCUAACACCAGCUGCCCAGUGCCAAUUAAAGUUUGCCCACGCUCUCCUCCCCUGGAAACCAGAACCAGAACCUCCAGCUCAUGUUCCUCCUACUCUUACGCAGAGGAUGGCAGUGGUGAUUCUCCCUGUAGCCUCCCUCUGUGUGAGUUUUCAUCUUCCCCUCGAUUCUCGGCAGCUGAGCAUCAGGAGCCGACCAUGACGGGAGAUGGAAUGUACAACCAAGUCAGACCCCAGAUAAAAUGUGAGCCAUCCUAUGGAACAAACUCUAGCGAUGAGUCUGGAUCGUUCUCUGAAGCAGACAGUGAGUCAUGUCCUGUGCAAGACAGAGGACAUGAGGUGAAACUUCCAUUUCCUGUAGAUCAAAUCACAGAUCUUCCAAGGAACGAUUUCCAGAUGAUGAUAAAGAUGCACAAAUUAACCUCAGAGCAAUUGGAAUUUAUCCAUGAUGUUCGGCGGCGCAGUAAGAAUCGGAUUGCAGCUCAGCGCUGCCGUAAGAGAAAACUGGACUGUAUUCAGAAUUUAGAAUGUGAAAUCCGCAAGUUGGUUUGUGAGAAAGAGAAACUUCUGUCAGAAAGGAACCAACUGAAAGCAUGCAUGGGAGAGCUAUUAGAUAAUUUCUCCUGCCUUUCUGAAGAGGUGUGCAGGGAUAUGCAGAGCUCUGAACAGAUCCAAGACCUGCACCGAUACUGCCCUGUCCUCAGACCGAUGGAUCUUCCAACAGCAGCCAGAAUUAAUCCUUCGCCAGCCAGAGUUGAUCAAACCGUAGUGACAUCCCAGUGCAUUGGGGAAGGCUUACAGUGCUGUUCGGAUCAAAGCUCGGUGCAACAGCUUAGCACUCACUGGCUUCCCAAUAACAUUUCUGACAAAUGUGCAAGAGCCCUGGAGGGAGCUGACCAAGGUACUUAUGUUGAGCACGAGCUUCCUCUAGAGCAGAAUAACCAAACAGUGACAGUGGACUUCUGUCAGGAAAUGACUGAUAAAUGUACAACAGAUGAGCAGCCUAGGAAGGAAUACACCUAAGUGGCCAUAUACCUUUCACGUCACACCUAGCAAGGUAUUCUUCAGUCAGCCAGUGGCCACUUUUGUUUGUUUGUUUUAGAUUGAAGAACAUAAUUUGGUGCACACUACAGUGGUCUUAUAGCAGCAAUACUGUUUUUAAGUAUUCCCUCCUCUCUACAAGCAGGAGUUUAUCUUCUUCACUAUGGUGCUAUCCCUUGCUCAGGCAAGGGAAUAAAACAGUGGCAACACUGUCGGUUUCUUUUUUAAAAAAUUGUUGUUGUUGUUGUUGUUGUUGUUGUAUUUUAAUUUCAUUAUUCAACAGGGAUGGACAUAACACCUCUGAGGACCCAAACGCAGCUUUUUUUCUCAGUGGCCCAUGUCACAAGACCCUAACUCAGGAAUUUCCUCUGAAUGUUCAAUUUUUCAUUGAAGACAGCUUCUUUACACAUCAAAGUUUUAUAGCUAAACUGUACAUACUAUAUAUAGUAUAUAUAAAAAUAUAUAUCCAUAUGCAAAAAAAAAUCCCUGCAUGCCUCAAUUUUUUCUCAUGAAAGCAACUGGAAGUUUUCUGAUUUCUAUUGUAUAGACAAAUUCCAACAUUCCUUUUUUUUUCUUUUUUUUCUUUUUUGGUCAAUACUAGAGGUAGUUUUUAACUGUUUUAAUAGGGUUUUUUCCCACUAAUCAGUUCACAAUUCAGCAAUAUCAUUCAGUUUGGACUUUAUUUAUACAGUAAAGUUUUAAUGUUGGAAAAUUAUUUGAAAUUUUGAUAUGGACAAAAUUUGUGGCACAGCUGUCUUUUUUGGUUCCCGUUUUGAGCAAAGUGGGUGUUCCUCUGAUUUUCUCACUGAUACUGUAAAGCGAUGGUCAACUUUGCCACUUGCACUGAGUCUUGGAUCAAACCUCGUUCCACAAAUGAAGUUGUGACUUCUGUAUAAUUCAUAUAUUGUAUUCUUUGCUUUCCCAAUUAUUUUUAUUAUUAUUACCCUCUUUUAUUAAAUGGGAGGGGGAACCCAACAUCACUCAGGAGAUGAUCAUGUAGGGAAAUAAUAAUCUUGCCAAAUAUGGAAUUCACCCAGUAGUGUGAACUGAGUGUUUUCUGUAUUCAUCUUUUUGUCCCCUUUCCCUUUUUUAAGCUUUCCCAAAUCAAGUAUAAAUAUGAAGUGCUUCUUCCCUCUGUUCUUUUCUUUCCUUUAAGAGUAUUUGCUAUUUGUAGAGCAUGGUUCAAUAUUUAAUAAGAUACUUAAAACUGUUCAGGGGCCAGUGCAUGUCACUAUGUUAAGAACUUGAGAGCUUCAGUUAAUAGCUGUUUACACCAAUGAACACUGUUCUGUAGCUCUCAGUGAAGUUCAAACUGAGCUUGCCUCUCAUUUCUUACUCUUUAUAUUGUACUAAUGCUCUUUGUCCCUGCAAAUGGUUCUGUAGGCCUCACCAUAUAAUUCCAUGAAACAUCAUCUUAACCGGGUAUUAAUUGCAGUGUUUUAUUAUACCAACUUCCCAUUUACACUGAUUCUAGAUUCAGCCUCUUUAAAGUGUGGGGAAUAGUGUAUUUAUGCAAGGUUUCUAGGACUAGGCCUGUAAACAGAGGCCUUGCUUAAAGCAAUCCUUAACCCAAAUGGUUAAAAACUAUGCAUUUCUGCAAUAGCUUUGUUGCCCAGAUACUAGAGGCACAUGCAUUGAGUUCCCCCCACCAUACUGUGCACUCUCAUCAGCAUGAAGCACCUUGUAUCUCCAAGAGUACUUAUGAGACUUGUUUUAAAAGUACUGAAACUCAAGAAGAAAUUCAUAGUAUUCAAACUGACCAGACUCACAUAUGCCAGUGUGCACUGAGGUGAUUCUUCAGACAGAAACAGUUCCGUUGGUCAAACUGCCAAACUUGAAUCCCCAAAACCCAGUCCGGAUGAGUUGGAAACCUUCUUGUUCAGUUUUCCAAGCCACAUGUAGGUCUGCAGGACAGAAGAGCCAACAGUUAUCUUGCUAACAGUUGAGGUCCAGUUGAUUUUAGGUUAUGAUUGGGCAAGGCAGAUUCUGCCUUUCAAACUCACGGAAAGAGAUCUUCAAGAGGUUGGACACAAUCCAGCAGGAACAUCUGUUCUCCAUCCCCAUUGACAAAGGUAGAAGUUGCUCAGUAGAAAUGAUACCACAAAGCCUCCAUGGAUUUCAAAUUUUGUGUAGAACACUUCCUCUUUGACUGCAUCUGCAUUGCUGAAAUAAUGGAGUUUGACACUGCUUUAACAGCCAUGGCUCAAUACUAUGGAGUCCUAGGUUUUGUAGUUUGUUGUGGCACCAGAGCUCUCUGACAGAGAAGGCUAAAUAUCUCAUAAAACUACAAAUAUCAGUAUUCCAUAGCAUUGAGCCAUGACAUUUAAAGUGGUGUAAGCAGCAUUAAUUCUGCAUUGCACAUGCAGCCCUUAUCUCUGAUAGAAGGGGUCCUUCUGUGAAUUUCCUUUCUUUCUUUUUUUUUCUUUUUUUGGUGACUUCCUGCCUAGAGUGUGCAGGGUUGGUUCAAGCUAUAUUUUUAUGGUGACAUCUGUGGUUUACAGACUGGUACUGUUCACCUUUACUAUGGAUCAGACUGUGUUGGGACGCCACAUGUACUUGACUGAGACAGUUUUCCCCCCUCCGCCACCUAAUUCUGACAAUGUCUUCCUCCUUGCUAAUGUUUACACUAAACAUUGUGGCACUCAGUAAAUCAGCGUUGGUUUGUUUGUUUGUUUUUCCCCCAAAGGAGGAAUAGGCUCCCAUUUUUGUAUUUUGUUUUAUUAUUUGUUUAAGUAGACAGCUUGCCAGUCCCGUCACUGCCCUUGGCUCCGGAUUCAAUACAGUGUCCCUGCCAACUAGGUGGUGGAUCCAUUGCAUGUGCCACGUUUAUUAACUGGGAAGAGUGCGGUGUCCUUUUGCAGGCUGGAAAUGCUAUAUUUUUAAAAUAUAUAUAUAUGUAAAUGUAAAUAAAAAUAUAUAAUUUAAGUAUUAACCAUUUCUGUAACACAAAUAAAAACAAUCUUAUCUCUUAACUAUUCAUAUAUUUAUAUAUGCCAUAUGGAUGCUAGUUCUGACCUGCAGGGUGCCAUUUUGGCACCAGGGUAGGAAGGCUUUGACUUGUUUUGAAAGCAUAGCUAUUUAAUUAUAUUGGAAGCAUACAAGCUGUGUACAGAAAAUAAACUCUCUGAGAGUGAGGGGAGAUGUGUGCAUAUAAGCGGGAUGUCUUGUAAUCUGUUGACGUUGCAGAGCCUUUUUGUGCUUUGCAAAGAGAUCUUAUCUGCUGUGACAAUGAGGCUAGAAUUUAAAGCUACAAGUGAACUGCAUUACAGCUUCAAAGCCAGGUUUUGGCAUUUGAGAUUUUGUUGUUUAGUUGGCAGUAUUGUUCAGAUGUGGGGGCAGGGGUUGUUGCCUUUUUAAACAUUUUAAGUGACCUCCUACAGCUAGUUGUGUUUUUAAUGGGUAUUCAGCCAUGUCUAAUCUAGCUUUCUGACAUGAAGAUUUACCAUCACACCAACUCAUGUGCAACUGGUACUUUUGACCUCAUUCCAGUGGUUUAAAUGCAAUUGACAGAACAUAUUGUUCUGUAUAACAGUUGUAUUGACCUAGCUCUCUCAUCGGUGCUGGGUCAUGCUACCUUUCUUCUUUUUAAAGAGAGAAUUUUAAAAAAAAAUAAAAAUCCACAGCUCAGAGAAAUCUGUUGUUUCAAACUUUUUAGGAUGUUUUCAGUUUCACUAUUUAGAAGUGACUGAUUUUUGUAUUUGCUUCCUUGGACUAUACGUAUAUUGCAUGUAGUUCUUCAGAACCACAUGUAGAUUUUGGGUUGACUUCAAGGGAGGCAUUUAGUUUCGGAACUGGACAGAGAUUGUCAUAUUUGAAUUGCAUUGGGUUAGAGGAAGAUAAAAACAAAUAACUGACCAACAUACUCUUUGAAAAUUAAAAUAAGCUUGUAUUGUUUAGCAGGUGUAAAAGCAGGAAACUCUUUACACCUUCCACUAAUAUUGAUUCAUAAAGUAAUAUUUUGUCUUGGUUUGACGUUUUUGUGCUAAACAGAAGCUACUUUUGCACUGAUAUAAGGAGCCUGUAGGGAGUAUGUAUUUGGCUCUGUCCAGUCUGUAUCUAGUCCUCCUUUUUUAUUUGCCUGUUCUAUACUUCAUGUUGCCAGAACACCUCAUUUCAUUUAGGCUUUUCUGCUUUUGUCAGGUGAGUAUUAUUACACUAUGUAAUAUAUUUGUGUUCUCUCGGGGGUGCCUUGAAUAAAAUUGAAGUUCAUUGCAACCUGAUUCUGGAACAAAGAGCUAGUUGAAAAGAAAAGACUCAAGUGACUAAAACAUCCCAGUAUUUAUAUCUUUGGCGUUACAUAAAAUGACUCAGGCAUCAAGACUUCGAUGCUGCAGUACAAAACUGUUGUUUUAUAUAUUGUACAAGUAAAUUAUUCAAUGUCUUUCUAAGGAUAUAUGCUGCUUUUAAAGAUGCACUAUAUAUAUUUUUGUUUUGGAUCUAAUCCACAUUUGGUGUUUGUUUUUGUUGGGUUUUUUUUGUUUUUUUGUUCCCAAGGAAAUAAAAAAAUGAAAACAAAAUUCAUUGGUUACAGAAACCACUGUGAUUAGUGUUCCAACUGCUUUCUCUUUAAAAGAGAAAGUAGGAGCUAGAUAAACUUAAUGAAGUGGAUUCAGCUGCUGCUAAUAUGGUAGUUAAGGAUUACAUUCAACUCAUUGCCAAAUUAGUAAUUUCAAAAGCUUUCCUAAAAAUGUAUAAGUAUAUUUAUGUAGGGAGGUUUAAAAUCUUUAUGUCUUUCUCUAAGAGCUUUGAAUAACAUGAUAUUCAAUAGUUGUAAUUAUUCUCAUCCCUGCGUUGUUGUGAUGGGAAAUGCUGUACCUAUGGAACUUCAGUUUUUCUUCAGCUCUCUGAAAUAAAAAUGAAGUUUUCAUGGAUGGGAUAUAGUAACCCUCCUGAUAACUGCUACAUGUUGCUUUUUAAAAGUUUAUAACCCAGAAUCGGAAUAAUUCUAAAAUGGAGACCUUUUGGAGCCUUUUAUAAAAAUGUAAGGUAACCUCAUUUCUAGAACUGUAGUGAUUUUAAAAAAUGAAACACUGGUGGUCCUUGUGUGCCCUUUUUUUCUUUAAAAAUUGUACAUGUGGGUUUAGCCUGUGAAGCUAGGGCAUCCCUUAAGUAUCAGGCCUAGUGAGUUUUUGAUAAGCCUAUGCAAGCAUGAGAUCUUCACCAACUAGCUCAGACCAAUGACUCCAAGAGGCAGUCUUUAAAAAAUAAAAUCAGAUUUCAUAUUUCUUUUAUUUACAUGACAUCAGUUUAAAUGUGUACAUUAUUCAGUUUAGAAAAGAUGGAUAGAAAAACAAUGACUUGAUGUAGCCUAAGGGAAACCUUGCUAAAAUGUGGUAGCUAAUUUCUAUCUAUAGUAUAAAAUCAGUGUGUAUAAUUUUGCCUGUUUAUAUUGUGUAUAUUUAUAAUAUUUGAAAUAUUUCAUGACUCAGGCAUCAAAUGAUGCUGCAGAAUAGAGUUCUACAUGUACAUAUGUUAAAUCCAUUCAAACCAUUUUUAUGUAUAUUAAAAUUUUAUAGUUUGGUGGAUUGUAGACUACUAAUAAAUUAUAAUUUCCUCUGUUAGAAUGUCAUUGCUUGCCAUGUAAAAAAAAUUAUAGUAUUUUCCUACACUCCACCAAUAUUAUAUAACAAAAUAAGACUAGUGAUAUCUGUUUGUUUUUAAAUUAUAAUACUCAUAUAAUGUUCUACCAUUGUUGUGAUUAAAAAACCACUUUUUUAGUGGGGAGCAAUUAUUCAAAUUUCCAUCUCAAUUUUUUUUAAAAACAGAAAUCUCUUUUGCUAUCAAAUGCCUCAGAAAUACGAGCUCUUUUAUAUAGGUCCAGUUUACAUACCAGUUUAGCCACCUAUGCAGUACAUUAAUUGAAAGUUUGUAGGACCUGAUCCUUUGCAUGUUUACUCUAAAGUCUCACUGAGUUCAGUUGAUGACACUUGUUCUCAAAUAAGUGUGCCUAGGAUUGCAGCCUUAUAAACAGAAGAACAUAAGAAGUUUUGUCAGAAACUGAGUCCCAUCCUUGCUUGAAAUGGAGCUCAGUUUCAGAAUCUGGAGUUAGUGAUCCAUUUAAUUUUAAAGGCACUUGGAAGCUAAAACCCAUAGGGCUCUGUCUUAACAGAUCAGUCCAAAUUUGGGACUAGGGUCAGUGGGAGUAUCUGGGUUUUUCUCCCUGUCUGCUCUUAAAACUCAGUGCUUUCUUGAAAGUGAGCAUGGACUCUCUUGCGUUUACAAUAUCACUAAAAGGGUAAUUCAUGCUUCAGAAACUGCUAUUUACUACUUGCGGGAUGACUGAAAACAUCUGGAUCCUUCCAAUCUCCUGAAAAUGUACUAAUACUUCAGAGAUCUUUGGACACUUGAUUUUUGCCAUUCAGUUCUCAAGAAUCAGUUUUGAUUUUGGGUGGUGAACGCCCCAAGAGUUUGUUCCAGAACCAGUGGGAUACAAGUGCACCUCUACUAUAUGCCUUACAAACUUCAGAGGCCAUAUUCAAAACAGGGUUUUUAUCAGUGUAUGCAAGGGGAUGCAACCCCUCUUCUCUUCCUCCCCAGGUCAGACAGUAUGGACAGUUUUCACACAUAUCUACCUGUAUAAUCCUCUGUACCUCUCAUAACUGGUCAAUGACUGUAACAAGUUGCAUCAGGUGUUUUUCUAUAUACUUUUUACACAGAUUCUAUGCGAUUAAUGUAACUUAAUUCAAUGCAUCAUUUUAUUGUACUAGUUCUUAAGCUUGUCUUUUAUUAUUUUUUUCUAGGUGACUGUGGUUUCUUGUGAUUUUUAUUGUAUAAAUGAAAUGGCUGUUGAUGCUUAUUCCUUGUUACUAAGAAUUUUUACCUUUUGGGGGAAAAAAGCAUUGCUACGAACUAAUACAUUUAAGACUUCAUUUACUCAUUGUAAAUACAGUAUUGUGCAAAGAGAAAAACAACCCUUUCCAUUCAUUUGAAUUGAUAGUGUUAACUGAAUUUUGUCUAGACACCAUUUCUGUUGAUGAAAUAAAGACAUA